Austrofundulus limnaeus is the source of this 1506-nucleotide messenger RNA. RefSeq names its product Ras-related GTP binding A (gene rraga). Gene Ontology annotation, molecular function: GTPase activity; GTP binding. Gene Ontology annotation, cellular component: Gtr1-Gtr2 GTPase complex; nucleus; lysosome. Gene Ontology annotation, biological process: negative regulation of autophagy; cellular response to starvation; positive regulation of TORC1 signaling. Lineage: Eukaryota; Metazoa; Chordata; Actinopteri; Cyprinodontiformes; Rivulidae. The record is from RefSeq and is a predicted model, not a curated record.
UGAUCUUCACUCCAUGGUCUGCUUUAAACGAGUAAUAUGUACAGCCGAAUACUCCAAAAACAAAUAAAAACUGCUGCCUAAAAUAGUCCGAACAGAACUAAUUGUUCUACCCUUUGAGGGAGAACCUGAAGCUCAGAGAAAUACUCCUCAUCGUGUCUCCUGAGGGGGAUGUCAAGCACAGCGAUGAAGAAAAAGGUGCUCCUGAUGGGGAAAAGUGGGUCUGGGAAGACCAGCAUGAGAUCAAUCAUCUUUGCCAACUACAUCGCUCGUGACACACGUCGCCUUGGAGCUACAAUUGAUGUAGAACACUCCCACGUUCGGUUUCUCGGCAAUCUGGUUCUAAACUUGUGGGACUGUGGAGGGCAAGAUACGUUUAUGGAGAAUUAUUUCACCAGCCAGAGGGACAACAUUUUCAGAAACGUCGAGGUUCUUAUUUAUGUGUUUGACGUUGAGAGCCGAGAGCUGGAGAAGGACAUGCACUACUACCAGUCGUGUCUGGAAGCCAUCCUGCAGAACUCCCCUGAUGCCAAAGUCUUCUGUCUUGUGCACAAAAUGGACCUCGUACAGGAAGAUCAGAGAGAUUUGAUUUUUAAGGAGCGUGAAGAAGAUCUGAAGAGACUGUCCAGACCUUUGGCCUGCACCUGCUUUAGGACAUCAAUCUGGGAUGAAACCCUGUAUAAGGCUUGGUCCAGCAUAGUGUACCAGCUCAUCCCAAAUGUCCAGCAGCUGGAAACAAAYCUGAGAAACUUUGCACAGAUUAUAGAAGCAGAUGAAGUUCUCCUGUUUGAGAGAGCCACCUUCCUGGUGAUCUCUCACUAUCAGUGCAAAGAGCAGCGAGACGCUCACAGAUUUGAGAAGAUCAGUAAUAUUAUCAAACAGUUCAAGCUCAGCUGCAGUAAGCUCGCAGCCUCUUUCCAGAGCAUGGAAGUGAGGAACUCCAACUUUGCGGCCUUCAUCGACGUCUUCACCUCCAACACGUACGUCAUGGUCAUCAUGUCGGACCCCUCCAUCCCAUCUGCAGCAACUCUCAUCAACAUCCGUAAUGCUAGGAAACACUUUGAGAAGUUGGAGCGGGUGGACGGACCCAAGCACAGCCUGCACAUGCGAAUGCGCUAGCCUCCUCUCGGCCAAUCAAUCCACAGCGCGGCGGCGCAUCGCAGACUCGCAGCUCCGAUAAAUCUGAUCCAGCCCUGCAUCGUUUCUACAAUAUCUUCAGUUUCAAUCACAGUAAAAAUAGAAAGAUAAAGAAAUAGUUUCUUCGCGUCCACUUUCUGCACUUAUCAGAAGUAUCUUGAUACUUUCUGUUGAAAUAUUUGUGCUAAUUUGACACAUUAAAGCAGAAAAUGUUCGACGGGGUGGGGGUGUUUGCUGUCACGCUGGGUUUAUUUACUCUAUGCAGCAGAUCCUGGUGAUUGGGAAUGUCACGCAGUGCCAAAUAAAAAGAGAGGCAGCGUUUGGUUUUUAAAUAAGCUGACCACAAACAAUAUAGAUGUAUUUAGAAGCAUG